GCCCCUGGGCGCCGCGGGGCCGCCGUCGGCGGCGCUGCCGGGCGGGAGCGGGCCGCGGCAGGCCGACCUGGAGGGCCAGGAGUCGGAGGAGAGCGUCGAGGAGCCGGAGGGCCUGAGGGCAUCGCUCGCGUCGGAGGCGGAGGCCGACGAGUCCGAGGACAGCGCGACGGAGGCGUCGGAGGGGAGCGUGCAGGAGAGCACGGAGGAGCUCGAGUUCGGCGACGGCCGG
Molecule: messenger RNA, 229 nt
Organism: Prorocentrum cordatum
Lineage: Eukaryota; Dinophyceae; Prorocentrales; Prorocentraceae
Source: the annotation of a GenBank genome assembly